Zea mays is the source of this 4466-nucleotide messenger RNA. RefSeq names its product Protein MEI2-like 1. The record is from RefSeq and is a predicted model, not a curated record. Lineage: Eukaryota; Viridiplantae; Streptophyta; Magnoliopsida; Poales; Poaceae. Bases 1158 to 3980 code for a protein of 940 amino acids. The transcript is spliced from 16 exons. Gene Ontology annotation, molecular function: metal ion binding; hydrolase activity; RNA binding.
ACCCAACCAAAACAGCACAAAAACAACGGGAGGAGAGGAGAGGGAGGCAGCAGCUGCCUGAACCAGCCAUUUCUCUCUCUUGUCUAGUACUUCCUGCCACUGCUAGUAGCACAGUACUACCUCUCUCUCUCAUCAGUCAAAUCAAUCAGAGUCGGAAUCGAGUUGUGUAGUUGGAAACGAAAAAGAAACAACAAGACAAGCAUCUGCUGCCUCGUCUCCUCGGGCUCCGGCCGGCGACCCGCCCUCGCCCGUCGCCCCCGCCGAGGAAGCAUCGCAUCGUACAGCAGCAGUACAUGCGACCUAGAGAGAGAGAAAGAGAUAGUCCAGAGGAAGCAAGGAAGGAGUACGUCGUCGACGUCGAUCUAUUCCUCCUCCUCCUCCUCCUCCGAUCCGUGAAUCCAAAGUCCAGUAAGCAACUCCACUUAACUUGCUGUAUGCGUAACGGCGGGCGUGUUGGCUGGCGUUGCGUGCGGCGGCAAGCCAUCUGCGCCAUCUGUUGCUUCCCCAACCCCAUCCCCCCCAAGCGAAGCUGAAGGCGGCGGAAGGUGAUUUGGACCGGAAACGUGGUCGGAAUUGGAAUCGCGUACGCGUGCUGCCUAGCUUAUCCUUCCGCGCACUCCCGUUUCCAUUUCCAUCUUCCAGCAUUCCCUCGCCUCCGCAUCCUCUCUCGCUUCUCCAACACCGCACUCCACUCCAAUGGAGCCCCUCCAAUCCAUCCCCUCCACUUGCCGUCUCAAGCAAUAAUGCCUUCUCCACUUCUAAUCCCCUUCUUUCCCUCCCGUCUCUUCUCUACUUCUCUUCUCCGAGAGGGCAGGGGCAGGGCGUGCUUGCCGCUGCGACACGAUCACCAAGCAAGCGCUAGAUAGAGGACCCAGCCUGCCUCGCUCUGCCAUUACCACUGCUUACAAAUCGCUCUGCCAUACUGCAGGCACAGCCGCCCGCUGAUUAAUCUUGGGGGGCUACCGGUCCACCAUACCUCAUAAGCCAAUAGCAAGCAAAGCAUUCAAGAACCGGAUUUCCCUUGUUGUUUCGGAAGCAGUUAAUGGUCGAGAGGGGCCACAACCUCCAGCCGUUGCAGUUCUUGCGUUGAGUUGGAUUGGGUUGCCAAGCCCCGCCAAAUAAAACAAAAGGGCUUCCUGUAAUCCUGCGCUGCACCGAUGGUGAUAGCGUCGGGAGCCGUUGACAGGGGCCACCUGUCCCCGAUUGCUCCCCUGUCAGAGUCGCCGUCGUCCUCAUCAUUCUUCUCCCAGGAUCUCGUCCCCACUGAGAGGCAAGUUGGAUUCUGGAAAUCGUCAGAGUCAAUGGUCGAUCACAAAGGGAGCAAGCCUAUUUUCACUUCUCCACUCGAUAAGGCCCAUCCCAUAGGCUCAAGUCCUGCAGGUGGUCUGGAACAUCAACGAGGUCAAGCCUUCAAGGGGAAGCUGGGCAUGCUUAACCUUGGUAAUUUGGUGGACCAACAAGAAAAUGCUCCUGGCAUACCUUCGAUUUCUUGGGGUGAUGUCCUCAGUACCUCCAGGUCCAGUCUUGGCUUGUCUACAGGAGGGACGGCUUUUGUUGAACCACCCAGUGCUGAUCAACAUGUGCAAGACUAUGGAGACUGCUUUUCAUCCAGCUCCUUCACUGAAGUCUUCGGUAGAAAAUCAGCAAGAUUGAUGGCAAGUGGCGUUUAUGGCCAAUCAGCUGGUGCAAAUGAUUCCGGUUAUGACGGAGAUGAACCUCUAGGGUCCAUGAAAGAAAUGGAAGCUCAAACUAUUGGUGAUCUCCUUCCUGAUGACGAUGACCUGAUGUCGGGAAUUAUUGAUGGCUUUGAAUACACCGGCUUGUCUAACCAGGAUGAUGCCGAUGAAGAUAUAUUCUACACUGGAGGAGGUUUGGAGCUAGAGCAUGAUGAUUCCAACAACGUCGACAAAUUUCGUGAUGUGUCCUUCAAGAUUCAACUUUCUGAGAAGCACUCUAUCGAUAAACACCAUUCCAGAGCUCUUAUUGUAAAAAAUAUUAAUCCAGGCAUCGAGGGUUCUGAUUUAAGGGCUCUGUUUCAGCAAUAUGGGGACGUACAGACAUUCGACACAUCCUGCAAGAGCCAUGGAAUUGUUACAGUGUCUUACUAUGACAUUAGAGCUGCACAGGACGCAGUGAGAGCAGUCCAUAACAAACCUCUGGGGCUGAUGAAACUUGAUGUUCAAUUUUCCCUUCCUAAGGAAAAUGUUCCAAACAAAGAUCCCAACAAUGGAACACUGGUGGUAUCUCUUAUUGACUCUUCCAUCUCCAGCCAUGAUCUUCUCCAAAAAUUUAGUGUUUAUGGCGAUGUCAAGGAGAUUUACAAGUCUCCUACAAGCUGCAAUAAGAAAUUUGUAGAAUUCUAUGAUAUCAGAGCAGCACAAGAAGCACUGAAUGACCUCAACAAGGGUGAAAUAUCAUGCUCACAAAUCAAAGUUGAGCAUAGCUUUUCUGGAGGAGCAGGAUCUUGCUUCGCAGAGCAAUAUUCAGGAGAACAGAAGCAAAAUGCCGUAGCUCACCAACUUAAGAACUCUCCACCUGGGACCAUUGGGAAGUUAGAUACUAAGAGUUGGGACAGCAGCACUGUUCAUAAUUUAUAUUCUCCAGUUAGACCGCAACACGAUAAAUCACAACAUGGCUUCUCUGUGAAUCCUCCUCAGAAGUUGUCAUCGCCUAUCAGAAUUGAAUCUACACAGCAGCAUAGUAAUCAAACUGCUUUUGGUGAACAUAGUGGAUCUCUUGGUCAUGGCAACUUUGGAGGUGGGCUGCAAGCCUUCCACCCGCACUCACUGCCAGAGUGUCACAAUGGUAUUUGCAAUGGCUAUAACUCCAUGACAUUAAAUGCAAGGAAUUCUAACUUCAGAUUUACUGAAGGAAUAGACUACAAUAAUCACAAAGUUGACCACAGUGACCUUCAUGGUCAUUCCUCUGAUCAAAAUGAAGCAAUUAGAGUUGCUGGAAUUGGAAGUUGCCCCCUUCAUGGACAUCACUAUACCUGGAGUAACUCAAAUGGUUUUCCUCAAAGCCCCUCUGCUCCAAUGAUGUGGCCUAACUUUCAGCAACCAGUGCAUAUGCAUUGCUACCCUGCUAUGCCUCCUCACAUCCGGCGCAGUGCUGCCCAUCCUAUGGACCAACAUCACUUGGGUUCAGCUCCAAACAGUGUUGGUGGUUUUGCAAAUGCACACUCUUUUCAUCCAGGAUCCCUUGAAAGCGUAGGGUUUCCUGGCAGCCCUCAGCUGUAUCCAUCAGAUCUCUCUGUAUUUGCAUCUGCCAGAGGAAAUUACAGGGAGACCAUGUUCUCUGCCAUAAGUGCCGGGUUUCCAUCAAUUCAGCAAAUUCUUCAUGCGACCAACGGAAGGAAUCCUAUGAUGCACGUCUCCACCUCAUAUGACGCCACUAAUGAUCGCAUAAGGAGCCGCAGGCAUGAUGGAAAUGCUGCCCAGUCUGAAAACAAGAAGCAGUUUGAGCUGGACCUUGACCGCAUAGCUAAGGGUGAAGACUCGCGCACCACACUGAUGAUAAAAAACAUUCCUAACAAGUACACCAGUAAGCUGCUUUUGGCUGUCAUUGAUGAGAAUCACCGAGGAACUUAUGAUUUCAUCUACCUUCCAAUUGAUUUUAAGAAUAAAUGUAACGUGGGAUAUGCAUUCAUCAAUAUGACGGAUCCACAGCAGAUAGUUCCAUUUUACAAGACAUUCAACGGCAAGAAAUGGGAGAAGUUCAAUAGUGAGAAAGUGGCAUCACUUGCGUACGCCAGAAUCCAGGGAAGGAACGCUUUGAUUGCUCAUUUCCAGAAUUCUAGCCUGAUGAAUGAAGAGAAAUGGUGCCGCCCUAUGCUUUUCCACAAAGAUGGCCCGAACGCAGGAGACCAGGAACCAUUCCCUGUGGGUAACAAUGUUCGUUCUCGGUCCGGGAGGAACAGACCACUUAGCAGUGGUUCGGAGACUACCAAAGAGGCAAGUCCAUCAACCUCUCCUAACUGAAGAGAAGCCGGCUCCCGAUAUUCCAACUCAGGACAGGCAGGCGGUAUUUGCUCACUAACUGGAGGCUGAAGGGCAUGUAAUAAAUCAUCCCCAGUUUUGCUGCUUCUUUUUCUUUUGGUCCUCGUCAGCAAGGUGACCUGACUUGCUGAGUGUGACUAGCUAACGAGAAUUCUGCACUGCAUGAGCCUGCUGAAGAUUCACCUUAAAGUAACUAUGCCUUGGUUUUGCCAUACCAUUGACGUCAACGGCUACAGGUAAUGGAGAAGACCUGGAGUGGUAGAGGGAGGUGUGUUUCAGGCGGGUGAAAAUUCAAGUUGUACAGUUGAACUCACCAGGAUUGGAAAAUGGUCAUCAAUUCAAAUUUGAGUUGUUUUUCUUAGGGUUCUUCUUGCUAUGUUUGAUCUCGUUUAUGUGCGUGUCAUGUGUCCACGGUGUGAGCCCAAAUGUUUGAAUGCCUUGUCUUUGUGCAAUUUCUCUCAAACCUCA